AGUUACAAUAGUGCGUCGCUGAAUUCCUGGGUUGUGCGCGGCAGGCACUUUGCUGCGUGUAAUUUUACUACGGAGGCCAAAUUUGACAAGCCAUGGAUUAUGUCGAAGAUUCGGGGGCCAUGGUGACGGCCGACCAGGUACCGGAGGUGGAGCGACGCCCGCUGACGGCGCCCGCCAAUCAGGUGCUCAUCAAGACCUACAAGCGGCGCUGGUACAUUCUGGCCGUCUACUCAGCGCUCGGCUUCAUGCAGUGCGCCAUCUGGAACACGUGGGGCCCGAUCACAGAGGCGGCGCUGGUGGCAUUCCCCGGCUGGGGAGAGCUGACCAUCUCCGUCCUCACCAACGUGGCACUCAUCGGCUUCAUCGUGUUCAUGGCGCCCUACUGCUGGCUGCUCGACAAAAAAGGCGUCCGCCCGGCCGUGGUGCUGAUGGCCGCCUGUUUGGCGGUGGGCACCGCUCUGCGCUGCGUCACACUACACCAGCCCUUCUUCAACAUAUUCGCGUUCAUCGCGGCGGUGUUGACGGGCGUGGCCGGUAUAAUGGCGAUGGCGGCGCCGCCCUACAUCUCGGCCAUGUGGUUCGCGCCCCACCAGCGCACCACCGCCACCGGCAUCCCGAACGUGCUGAACCAGCUGGGCAUGAGCGGCAGCUUCCUGCUCGGACCGUUGGUCGUCGCGCAGCCCAACAAGACGGCGCCGCUGCUGACACCACUUGUCAAUGCGAUGGUGAGCGAGGCGGCCGGCUGGAUUAAUCACCUGGUGGACGGAGCCAACUACACGAACGGCACCGGCCCUAGCCCCGACGACCUGCGCUCGGACAUCAUGAACCUCAUGUACAUCGACGCUGCCAUCUGCGCCCUGCUGUUCGUGCUGGUGCUGGCGUACUUCCCGUCGCGGCCGCCGCUGCCGCCCUCGCUCUCCGCCUCCACUAACACGGUCGGCUUCAAGGAGGGACUCUGCAUGGCGCUCAGGCACCCGGACCUCAUCUGCGUGGUGCUGACGUACAGCCUGUCCCAGGGCGUGAUGGGCGCCUGGUUCGGCGUCAUGGACAUCAACCUCCGGCCGCUGGGCGUCACUGAGAACGAGGCGAGCAUGAUGGGCAUGUGGGCCGGCAUCUCGUGCUGCAGCUUCGCGCUGCUGGUGGCCCGGCUGACCGACAUGUUCCGCGGCCACAUCAAGGCCACCAUCAUCUGCCUGCUGCUGGUCGGCUGCGCUCACUGGUGCUGGCUGCUGGCCAUCGUGGCUGGCUGGGCACCCUACUCCAUCGUGCACCUGUUCUGCUCCGUGCUGAUCGCCGUGUCCUGCACGUACGCCGCGUCGCCGCUGCUCUUCGAGUACGCAUCCGAGAUCAGCUACCCUGUGCCCGAGGAUGUGGUCGGCGCCAUCAUGAGCUUUUGCUUCAACAUGGUCGGCAUGCUCUACCUCCUGUUCUUCCUUAACCGCCGGCUGGCCGAGCGCACUGUGUGGCUCAACUACUGUCUGGUGGCGGCCACGGCCACGCCGUUCGUGCUGAUGAUGAAGACGCGCUCGGUGUAUCGCCGCUCGGCCGUCGACGCCACCUCGGCGGCGGCCGCCAUCACCGAGUCCGUGUCCGGCUACCAGCCGCUCUGAGCGUCGCCACCGCCGGCCACCGCAGGCGGGCUGGCCGGCACGUCUGGGCGACACGCGAGGCGGGGCGCCGUCCCCUCGCCCGCGUCGGUGGCGGUGUCCGCGGACGGGCUGCGCGCGGCCCGCGGCGCGGGAUGCGGUGCGGCUGUGUUGUGCUCGGGGACAGGAGGUUCGGACGCUGUCCGCUGGUGGCAGAAGCUGUAGGUUAGCCGGAAGGGCGCGGAUUGCACGCACUCGUGACUGCCUCGAUCGCUUCUCGCCUGUUUCAGGGACCCCCCCCCC
Messenger RNA from Pollicipes pollicipes, 1889 nucleotides. Its product is annotated as solute carrier family 49 member 4 homolog. Gene Ontology annotation, molecular function: transmembrane transporter activity. Gene Ontology annotation, cellular component: intracellular membrane-bounded organelle; membrane. Lineage: Eukaryota; Metazoa; Arthropoda; Thecostraca; Pollicipedomorpha; Pollicipedidae. The record is from RefSeq and is a predicted model, not a curated record. Gene Ontology annotation, biological process: transmembrane transport.